Messenger RNA from Chara braunii, 1529 nucleotides. NCBI's taxonomy places the organism in Eukaryota, Viridiplantae, Streptophyta, Charophyceae, Charales, Characeae. The record is from the annotation of a GenBank genome assembly.
CUUCAGAGCAGUGCAUGCCACGACUCACUCGAUCACAGACCAAGACCAUGGACCGGAAGGAGGGAGAAUCCCUCCUGGCCUAUGAGGAACGCCUGGCUGCUUUCAUCCAGGAGGCCAAUGACAGGGCUGCCGCCGGGGCCAAGGAACGUGGUCGGAUUGAGCAAGAAGAGGAGGCCAAGCGACAAAAGGAAAAACAGGACCGACUUCGUCAAGAGGAGGCAGACCUGCUGGCGACAGCCGAACACCGGUCACGCAUCAGCCCUUGCGCAGGUCUCCCACGACCUCGUGGCCACCUGCGCUCUGCAGCAAGAGGAAAUCCUUCACCUGCAGCAAACAGUGGACCAGAUGCUCGCACGGCUGCAGGCGUUGGAAAAACAACCAGCUGUUGUAGCAGCCGCAGGGCCUUCAAACCUUGCCACCCGUGUUCAAGUUCUGGAGGACGACGUCAGCAAUAUCAAGCGUGUGCAUCAGGACUUCAGGACGUCGCAGCAAGCAACGAACUUGCAGUUGGAGACGAAGGUCCAGGCUGCUGCCACCGUGACGCCCGCCGCCGCAUCCUCCAGGCGACCACCCAAACUGGAUGACAUUCCAGUUUUCUGUGAUCAGUCCAAGACGGAACCGAUCCCGUUGUGGCGCCAGUUUACUCUCAGGCUCGACAUGCACCAUGUCCCGAACAACGACCGACAUCCGUGCUUGUACCACCGAUCUGGUGGUGCAUGUCAAGCAUGGCUGGACAACAUCUUGACCAGCCACGGCGUAGCAGUGUCAGAACUGCACACCAAGCUCACUUGGCAGGAGUUGACUGACGCGUGGCACAAGCGAUUCCAAGUGGAGCCGCCCGACCUGCAAGCGAUGGACAAGCUCAACAAGCUCCAUCAGAACACGCUGCUCAGUCAGGACUGGAUUACCGAGUUCCAAAGACUCGCCUCCACACCUGACCUGCCGCUCGCAUUCCGCGCCAUCAAGCACUUGUUUAUCAUGCGCUCGUGUCCAGCUCUGCAAAACGCGCUGACGCAGAUUGCAGAGACACUCGACCCAUCUGACAAGCUUUUCAGCACAGCGUCACGGAUCAUUCUCACGAAUAUCGAAGCCCGCAACGCCGGCCGAUCUUCCGCGACGACGAGCGGCACCCAGCCCAAGCCAAAGGUGGCUUGCAUUACUUCUACCGAGGCUGCAACACCAAACGAGGGUGAAGUGUUGGCAGCUGCCCAGGAUGGUGGCCGGCCGCGCAACAACCACGGCCGCGACAAGACGAAGACUCAGUCCACCUCUACACCGAGCACCGGAUCAGCCGCCGACGAACCUUGGACGCAAUACGGACUCUCGACGAAUUCCUAUCGCACGCGACUCAAGUACCGUUAUUGCCUUUGGUGCAACAGCACCAUCCACGAUGUUGCACAUUGCCCCACCAAGGGGAAACCCCGUCCGGGAAAGUAGGCGCCGCCGAGGGUGACUCUACAUCUCCCUCUACGCCAUCGGAAGCGGUUGUGGCCACGACCGCCCUUUCUUCCGAGGCAUAUGCGGAUGUC